AUGGAGCUCGCGUGCAUAUGCCGCGAAGGCGGUGCCUGCAGAUACCCUUAUCUGAACCCGCUCAUCACUCACAUUGUGGUGGGCUCAGACCUGAUGGUGGAUGAGCUGCAGUGCAUCAGGCAGCACCAGCAGAAGCACGGCGCCCUGGUGCGCGUGCUGGACGCAGGAUGGUUGAGGCAAUGCGGCGCAUCCAGAAUGCGUGAAGACGACAGGCCGUGGCUGUUCAACCCUGCCUCUGCUCUGGCAGCAGGGCCCCGGAAGAGCAGAGAUGGCAGUGAGCUGCUGGACAACCGGGAAGGGAGCAGGGCUGGCUUUCCAGCUGCCAGUAGCUGUGAUGGGGAUGCAUCUCGACAUGCAAGGGGCCAGGCAGCUUCAAAGCGCAGUCCUUUGGGAGACUGCUGGUUCAGCCUGGCUGCUUUGGAGCACGACCCAGCAGAGAGAGCGCGUGUGCAUGAGCUCAUCAGGCAGGCUGGCGGACGUUCUUUUGAUGCCAAGCGCAUCAACCUGGUCGCUAGCCCUUCAUCCGCGUAUGCAGUCUGCCCUCUCGGGUUCCCACCUCCUCGACUUGCGGAAGCCAUGCGGCAGCCAGACUUCAAGAUGGUGCCAGAUGCCAACCGCAUCACACCCUACUGGGUGGAGCUCAGCAUUGAAUAUGGCGCUCCUGUGAAGCAGCUGGGCCGCGACCGAGUCACCUGCAAGCCCCUGCCCUACCAGCUGCCUAUGCCCGGCAUGGACGGUGUCAAGGUGUGUGCAUCGGGCAUGACUGAGGAUGCCAAGAUGGCAAUUAAGGAGCUGGUGAAGCAUUUGGGCGGCAAGUACACGCAGCGCAUGAGCCGCAACAACAGCCACCUGAUCAUUCAGAAGGCCAUGGGUGAGAAGUGGAAGCAUGCAAGGGCCUUUGACGUCAUCGCCGUCACACCGGACUGGCUGGUGGACAGCGCUCUUGCUGGGUGCUUACUUCCUGAGAGUGGAUUCGCGCCGCCUUUGCCUGCUCCUGGCGAGGAGGAAUUGAACACAGCCACACAGUUUCCCUUCGAGAUGACUGUGCGCCCUGCAGCGACACAGCACAAACCGCAGGCAGCACCUUCUGGCACCGGUCGUGCAGCCGCCCGAGCAGACCCUGCUGCACCCAAUGACAGCAGCACAGCGCCCAGCAGGGCGAGCACUGCAGCCAAACAGACUUCUGGUCCUCAGCAGGACGGGACACUUCUGCAGCGGAAGUUGAGCCACACAAGCACGUCAGACCCCAGGAAAUGCAGCAGCACGCUGAAGGCUGCCAUUGGCGCCAGAGCGGGCACCCAGAAGCACCCGACAGCACCUCAGCAGCGAAUGGAAGAUGCUCUGCUGAUGCCGAAUGGGGCUGAUAAGAGCGCUGCUUGUGACCCGCUGGAAGCUAUGCUCGAUGCUGGCAGCAGAGCUGGGCCAGAGCUUCCAGCGGAUGAUGCAGGGCUGCAGAGCCCAGGGAGGGGCAAGUCCAGGCUGCGCAAGAUGCAGGCCCUCUCGCGCCCAGAGCCCUCAGAAGACCAGGAGAAUGUGGGAGCUGAUAUCGUCUCGCCAACCUGCGACAACAAUGGAUCGCAGCCAGGAGAAGCUGGAAACAAGGCUGCGGAGUGGACACUGGCAGCUGCUCGUCUGGGGAACUUUCUGGAAGCUGUCGUGCUCCCCAACCUUGCAAGUUCUCAGCAGGACGUCUUUGCCCACCCAGCACAAAGAGCUUCGUCGGCGACCUCGGGCCGUCAGGGCGGCUCAGUGGGCCAGCUGCCAGGCGGUCUGAGCAGCAUGCCUGGAGAGGCAUCGGCUGGGGAGGACAUGUCGAUGCACAGUGGCGACAGCACGGGCCUGUCACACGGCGCCAGCAACCUUCGCAAGCGUACCCGGGGGGCCGCGGCCGGCGGAGCGGCCAGCAGCGGCGCUGUGCCCAAACGCCCCAGCAGAGCCUCGGCAGACGCCAGCGCGCCUGCUCACUUCGAUUGCUCCCAGCAGGUGGGGUAUGGAGGAGCAGGCAGGGGGCCGCCUGCAGUGACCACCCGGAGGCGCGCAGCUCUGAAAGCAAAGAGUAGUCUUGGGGCCGAGGGCAAGGGGUCAGAAGAGCUGGCCAAGCAGAGAUUGGCACGUGCUGUGCGGUCUUCGGUUCGAAGAGAUGCAGGCAAAGAUGAAGACGCUCUCAAGGCCAUGGGCCUUAUGGACUGA
Molecule: messenger RNA, 2190 nt
Organism: Coccomyxa subellipsoidea C-169
Lineage: Eukaryota; Viridiplantae; Chlorophyta; Trebouxiophyceae; Coccomyxaceae
Exons: 12
Coding region: 1-2190 (729 amino acids)
Biological process (GO): DNA replication initiation; mitotic G2 DNA damage checkpoint signaling; mitotic DNA replication checkpoint signaling
Source: RefSeq, a predicted model, not a curated record